GUGUGUGUGUGUGUGUGUGUGUGUGUGUGUGUGUGCAUGUGCGCUUGUCUGUGUGCGUGUGCAUGGAUAGUCAGAUUAAGAAAAGUGAGUGUGUAUGUGCACAGGACUACUGGAACACAGAGUAUAUACAGCAGGAAAUAGAAGAGAGAGACAGUCUCACGCACACAGAUAUCACAGCAAGUAUACACAUCGACACCCUCAAUCCCAUGGAGCUCCAAGCCAUGGCACGGGCGCAGGGGAGCCCUCUGAUACUGUGGAUUCUUAUCUCACAAACUCACUGUACUGCAGCAAACAACAAUGAAGUGAAUUUGUUGGACACAAAAUCAAAUCAAGGAGACUGGGGCUGGUUGACCUAUCCACAACAUGGUUGGGAUGCCAUAAAUGAAAUGGAUGAAUACUUCAGACCUAUUCAUACCUAUCAAGUUUGCAAUGUCAUGACCCCAAAUCAAAACAACUGGCUGCGCACCAACUGGAUUCAACGUGAUGGAGCCCGGCGGAUCUAUGUGGAAAUUAAAUUUACAUUGAGAGACUGCAACAGCAUGCCUGGAGUUUUGGGUACCUGCAAGGAGACAUUUAACCUCUAUUAUAUAGAGUCAGACCGUGACAUUGGCACCACCAUACGUGAAAACCAGUUUACUAAAAUAGAUACAAUUGCUGCAGAUGAGAGCUUUACAAGUGUAGAUCUGGGUGUGCGGAGACUUAAACUAAACACUGAAAUUCGGGGUGUAGGCCCUUUAACUAGAAGGGGAUUUUAUUUAGCAUUUCAGGAUAUUGGAGCAUGCAUUGCAAUUGUGUCAGUGCGGAUCUAUUUCAAGAAAUGUUCGGCUAUGGUGCGAAACCUUGCUUCCUUCUCAGAAGCAGUAACUGGAGCAGACUCUUCAUCCCUGGUGGAAGUGCGGGGUCAGUGUGUACAGCAUGCAGAAGAGAGAGACACACCUAAGAUGUAUUGCAGUGCAGAGGGGGAGUGGCUGGUUCCUAUUGGAAAGUGUGUCUGCAAUGCUGGCUAUGAGGACCGCAAGGACACAUGUGGAGCUUGCAAGCUAGACUUCUACAAGUCUGCAGCUGGGGAGCAGUUGUGCCUGAAAUGCCCUCCACACAGUUUCUCAGAUUUUCCAGCUUCAACCUUCUGUCCUUGUGAAGCAAAUUACUACAGAGCAGCUUCUGAUCCAGUCUCUGCUUCUUGUACCAGACCACCUUCUGCUCCAGAAAAUGUCAUAUCCAGCGUAAAUGGCACCAUGGUCAUCUUGGAGUGGAACCAGCCAACUGACACUGGAGGUCGUUCUGACAUCAUGUAUAAUGUGAUAUGCAGAAGAUGUGACUGGGAUUCGGGUCAGUGUGAGACAUGUGGAAAUAGUGUGGCAGGUAGCAACAGCAAUUCUGGAAUCCGCUUUAUUCCCCAGAGGAUUAAUCUAAUGCAACCAGUGGUGAAGGUGUUAAAUCUGCUGGCACAUACAAACUAUACCUUUUGGAUUGAAGCAGUAAAUGGUGUGUCUGAUCUCAGCCUGGAGCCACGACGAUCUGUCUCUGUGAACAUCACCACAAAUCAGGCAGCUCCAUCACAGAUUGUUUUGAUACGUCAGGAAAGCACAAGUCAGAACAGUGUGACACUCUUGUGGAGGGAGCCCGACCAGCCCAAUGGAGUAAUUCUGGAAUACGAAAUCAAGUACUAUGAAAAGGAUAAGGAACUUCAGAGUUAUUCUACAUUGAAAUCUAAAAUGACAAGUGCAACUGUGUCAGGACUGAAGCCUGCAACUCGCUAUGCAUUUCAGGUUCGAGCACGGACAUCAGCAGGCUGUGGAAAAUUCAGCCAGACAAUAGAAAUCGAAACAGGAAAAGCAAUUUCUCUUAGGUAUGAUACAAUGACCAUCGUUUGGGUAUGUCUAGCUUUAGUAACUGGACUUAUAAUUCUGCUGGCAACACUUCUCUGCAGAAAAAGGCACUGUGGCUACAGUAAGGCAUUCCAGACAUUCACAGAUGAGAAGACACAUUACCAGAAUGGGCAGAUUCGCUUUCCUGAGUCACAGUUCUACAUUGAUUCCCAUAAUUAUGAAGACCCAUGCCAGACCAUCCAUGAACUUGCCAGAGAAAUAGAGCCUUCUCGAAUAAAAAUUGAAAAAGUGAUUGGAUCAGGUGAAUUUGGUGAAGUAUGCUAUGGUCGUCUGAAACUUCCAGGGAAGCGAGAGAUUCCAGUUGCCAUAAAAACAUUGAAGUCUGGCUACACAGAGAAACAGAGAUGUGACUUUCUGAGUGAGGCCAGUAUAAUGGCACAAUUUGAUCACCCUAAUAUCAUUCGAUUAGAAGGAGUUGUUUCUAGAAGUAAAUUAGUGAUGAUUAUAACGGAAUACAUGGAAAAUGGCUCGUUGGAUACUUUUCUACGGCAUCGUGAUGGGCAGUUUACUAUUAUUCAGCUGGUGGGUAUGCUGCGUGGAAUUGCUGCAGGAAUGAACUACCUCUCCUGCCUAGGCUAUGUCCAUCGGGAUUUAGCAGCUCGCAACAUCCUGGUCAACAAUAACUUGGUCUGCAAAGUCUCUGACUUUGGACUUUCAAGAGUCUUAGAAGAUGACCCUGAUGCUGCAUACACCACAACGGGUGGUAAAAUUCCUAUACGAUGGACAGCUCCAGAAGCAAUCUCCUUCAGGAAAUUUUCUUCAGCAAGUGAUGUGUGGAGCUAUGGAGUGGUAAUGUGGGAGGUGCUAGCUUAUGGAGAGAGGCCAUACUGGAACAUGAAUAACAGAGAUGUGAUUAACUCAGUGGAAGAAGGGUACCGAUUACCAUCUCCAAUGGGCUGUCCAAGUACCCUUUACCAGCUGAUGUUGGACUGUUGGCUAAAAGAUCGAAAUGAGAGACCAAGAUUUAUACAGAUUGUCAGUAUCCUUGACAAGUUAAUCAGGAACCCUGACAACCUGAGGAAUACAGCAACUAUGGGAAGGUUCAGCAGUACUUUGCCAAACAGAAGCACUUAUAGUGUCUCCAGCUGUGCCACAGUAGCUGAGUGGCUGGACUUCAUUAAAAUGGGACGCUAUAAGGACAAUUUUGCCGCAGCUGGGUAUCAGUCACUGAACCUUGUCAUGAGGAUGAAUAUCGAAGAUAUUCGGAAUCUUGGCAUAACAUUAGUGGGUCACCAAAAAAAGAUUAUGACUAGCAUCCAGAUCCUGCGGGCACAAACAAUGAACCACACUGUCCGAAGCAUGCCUGUAUAAAUGAUAAGCAACCUCCUAGUUCUGCAAAAUGGAAGUGUUGAACAAAACGAUACAUUGACAAAGAAAAGAACACUACAUACUGGCCAUCCACACCAGCAUCACUGGCUUUAACAAAUCAGGCAACAUAUUCAAUAAGUGUUACAGGAAAGGGCCUUCAGCUGAGCAUAUUAUGGUUCCCCAUUUAAAAUAUAUGCUUCUGAGAUAACCAGUCUGAAGUCUCAUGGUGUUGUUUUCACUAACUGCCUAGCCAUCAUAGACUGAAUAACAAAAUGGCACAAAAUGACAUAAUAAAGUCUUACAUUUAUCCUUUUGCAUCGUUUUAAUACCGAGCUUGUAGCAGAACGAGUAUCUUUCAAACAUACAAUAAUUUCCUCAGGCAGACUCUUACAUUCACAACAUGUUAUACAGUUAUUGUGCUAAGCAAUCAUUAAUGAAUCAUCAUAAGUGAUGAUUAACAGACUCAGGUGCUCAACAGUCUUAAUGCAGAAGACAGAUGAUUUGGCAUCGAAUCUGGUUGUAAGGAAUGGCAAAUAAACUCCAGCCAACAGACGCCUAUCAUAUCAUCGUGGACAGAUAAAACACUGCUGAAGAAAGAGCACUGUCUGGCUAUGGAUUUAUUCAGUGCUGUAGUAAUGCCCAUUUUCCUUGUAAAAGCAUGCUGGAGGCAAUCAGAACAGGUGCAUACCAUUUACUGAGAAACUACAGCUAAUCACUUUUGGAUGAAAAUAAACACAAAGGAUCAAAUCAGUUUUUCAGCCGAGGAACAUAUUGUAAAGAGACUGAUUUAAGCCUGAAUACCAAGAGCACAUGAGAACAUCCUGACAAGAUUAGAUAUCUGUACUGUUUUCAAAGAUCUGAAAUAUUGAAAUGAAAAUCAUAAAAUAUAAUUCUCUGCCAUGCCCUUUUUUUUCCCAACUUGACUCUAACAUACUUUAGAAACAAUCCAUAAUGCAAAGAAUAAAGCAGAAAAUAACAGGGCACACAGCUCCUUGAUGCUUUGCCUGUUCAAUCUACUUGUCAUUAAUGAAGUACCAGAUUUAACAAUAAGAGCUGUGGGCAAGGCUUAUGAAGUGUCUUCAGGCAAUAAGAGCAAUCAAUACUAAUGACUGGAAUGAUAUGGAAAUUGCUUUUCAAGCCGAAAACAAACUAGACACUGAAUGUUUAGAUUUAGUAUUACUAUGUAAUAUAGACUUAUUCCAGAUGGAUGGAACAGUUCUCUGUAACACAAAAUGUAAAGAAAAACAUUUUUGUGUGUUUAGCCUUUUGGAAAGAAAAGAGCAUCUGCAAUAAUACCUCACAGGCUACUAUGUUUUCUUGUAUCUGAUUUUCUUCUUGGCGAUGUAUAUAAUUAUGCAGUCUUUGAUGUAUUAUAUUAAAUGAAGAGAUAAAGGUGCAAUGAACAAACACUAUUCAGCCACUAUAAGAUGGCAAAUUAAGAAUGAAAUGUCACUAGUUGAGACAAGCCACCUGAUCAUGCAUAACAUCUUUGUAAACAUAAAAUCAACAAUCACAUUUUAAUUUUGGCCCUAUAAAAUCAGGAAAGUUCUAAAUGUAAUAAGCGUACCCAAUAUGUGCAUGAUAGGAUUUCAAUGUCCUUCUCAGGGACUUACUUCUGACAUGUGCCUUAGUAUGUACAUCCCAGAUUGUGCAUUAGAAUCAGAUGAUGCACAUCCGGCUGUGACUUAUCACUUAUUUCUGUACAAACUAACUUCACAGUAUGUAGAAAAUAAACAUGAAUAAACAGAUACAUAUAGAGAUUGAUGACAGAUAGAUAUGACAAUCUUUGCCAUUUUACUAGAAACAAUAGAAAAAAAAAUGAAUGCUGCUUUACAGACAACAUAGUCUACCUUCCUUCACAUUGCCAUCACUAGAUAUUAUGGAUGUUUAACAAAAUUACAUUGCGAUGUUCUUACUGAAUGUUGGAUAAGCCAUCUCUUUACUAAUUUCACUUGAUUUUUAUCUCAUGAUUACAACAGCUUGUUAGAUCUACUCACCUGAAGUAGAAAUGAAUGGUAUGCAUUCAGAUUCUUUUGAAAAUAGUAUCUAAAAAAUGCUUGUGCCUUCUGUGGAAGGUUGGACGCUGGGCUGGCAACUCGACACUGUAAAAACUCCA
Protopterus annectens (West African lungfish) is the source of this 5313-nucleotide messenger RNA. It is a transcript of the gene EPHA8, whose product is annotated as EPH receptor A8. Gene Ontology annotation, biological process: axon guidance; protein phosphorylation; cell surface receptor protein tyrosine kinase signaling pathway. Gene Ontology annotation, molecular function: transmembrane-ephrin receptor activity; ATP binding; protein binding. The coding region runs from base 63 to 3200 and encodes 1045 amino acids. The record is from RefSeq and is a predicted model, not a curated record. Gene Ontology annotation, cellular component: plasma membrane; neuron projection. The transcript is spliced from 17 exons. NCBI's taxonomy places the organism in Eukaryota, Metazoa, Chordata, Ceratodontiformes, Protopteridae.